AUGGGUAUCCAAUUCUCUACAACCUCUUCUGGGCCGUGGGACGAGAAGUACCCCCAUGGCAGCCCCGGCCCGCCAUCGACUAGUUCCAAUGAACCUAUUUUGUAUCCCGAUAAUCCUCGAGGUACUUAUAUUAUGAAGCUAUUAUCACACAGCUGGACUGAUGUCUCUGAAAUGAUCGCACACUGUGUACGUAGCAGCUCACAAGACAUCAAAUAUCACCCUAUUUGCGCCCUAUUGUGCCGAUCGAUCAACUACAACCAAGACCUCGGAAUUAUCCUUGCACAGUAUAUGAACAUCUAUAACCAUUUGUUCUUCGGAAGAAUGGUCAAAAGCUCUGCCAUGGACGAUUCCGCCGACAACGAGGUCAAGAUUAUCUUCAGCCAGGAGUUGGUCACCGAUGAACUUCAAGCCGAGGAGGUUGAAUUGAAUGAUUACCUGGGUCUCAUAAAGAGUUCUUUCGAAGACGGAUUCAACCGUGUAACCAUAUACAUCUUGGAUACACGCUCUGUUCGACCCGGUUGGAGCUACCACGAGAUCAUACGUGAAAUGUUGGGGACACUUGCCCAUGAGAUGAUACAUGCCGUGCAUUUUAUGUAUACGAAAUAUACAGGAAUUAGGUAUGCUACGCAUGGUACCAAUUUUCAGAGAGCUGCGCAAGCUAUUGAGCAAGCAAAUCGUGUUUCUUCGGGAGGCGAAAGGUGGUCUACCCGAAAAUCGAACUUGGUAGAGAUUUUGCGGUAUUAUUCGACGUUUUGCAUCAAGAAUACAAGGAACCGACUGACGCAGAGAUUCGAAACAUGGGGUUAG
Molecule: messenger RNA, 807 nt
Organism: Botrytis byssoidea
Lineage: Eukaryota; Fungi; Ascomycota; Leotiomycetes; Helotiales; Sclerotiniaceae
Exons: 1
Coding region: 1-807 (268 amino acids)
Source: RefSeq, a predicted model, not a curated record